Messenger RNA from Paramacrobiotus metropolitanus, 1012 nucleotides. Its product is annotated as mitochondrial import inner membrane translocase subunit Tim23-like. Lineage: Eukaryota; Metazoa; Tardigrada; Eutardigrada; Parachela; Macrobiotidae. Gene Ontology annotation, molecular function: transmembrane protein transporter activity. Gene Ontology annotation, biological process: protein import into mitochondrial matrix. The record is from RefSeq and is a predicted model, not a curated record. The annotation marks the transcript as partial. Gene Ontology annotation, cellular component: mitochondrial inner membrane; TIM23 mitochondrial import inner membrane translocase complex. The transcript is spliced from 4 exons.
UUUUUGAACAAUAAUUUAUACUGUCUUUUUUUGCUGUUUCGUCUUUUAUUGCAUCCCAAAGAUCUUGUGUCAAGUUGUUUAAGGUGUUUCACUAUCUGCGCUUCCUCUUCUGCUCAAGAUUCACAGUCUUCACCAGUUGUCUGGAGCGAACGACGCUCGUUCUGCGCAUCCACUGAACACACCGCGAUCUCUGCACAGUCAUGGCGUUUGACGAGCGGAGUUCGCCGUUCCCCUUUUGCCAGCGGUGAUCCCAGUCUGGGGCUUCCCGUAUUCGCGGGAGCCAUCCCGGCGCUCUCCUCGCCCUAUCUGAAUUUUGAUCCCGCGGUCCUCCAGGAGGGUCCGCAGUACAUCUUCCCCGAGGGAGCUGCGAACAAGCGGGGACGCUUUGAGCUGGCUUUCUCGCAGAUCGGCGGAUCGGUUAUGACAGGCGCCCUCAUCGGCGGCACUUCGGGCAUCUACACCGGACUGCGCGACACCUCCGUGGCGGGAUUGACGGGCGGAGCCCGGCGUGCUCAGAUCCUGAAUUAUGUGUCCAAACGGGGAGCCUCCUACGCCAACGGCCUGGGCGUUCUCGCGGUGAUGUAUUCGGGAUUCGGCGUGAUCAUCUCCAAACUGCGCGGCACCGACGACGAACUGAACACGCUGAUGGCCGGCACCGCCACCGGACUUUUAUACAAAUCUACCGCCGGACUGCGACGUUGCGCGAUGGGCGGGGCCGGCGGAUUGGCCGUGGCGGCCGCCUACUGCCUGCUGACCAGUGGCGAGCGUGUACGACAGAUUGUCGGCCUGUCAUGAAUCUGAAUUGCCCUGCUAAUGCUGUUUGACCGAUGCGCUGGGUCCUUUUACUGAUUCUUGUUUUAUUGGUUGAUUUUUCCUAUGCGUGUCCUAUUUGACAGAAUCGUUAAUUUGGCAGUUAUUGUGGAAUGGGAAGGGGUUCCUAUGUUUGCGUGCGUGCUGACGAAUGAUAAAAUACGGUGUGGAUAAUUUGGGAGAAAUAAUAAAGACCCCGAUU